Messenger RNA from Selaginella moellendorffii, 2706 nucleotides. RefSeq names its product pentatricopeptide repeat-containing protein At4g18520, chloroplastic. Gene Ontology annotation, cellular component: intracellular membrane-bounded organelle. The coding region runs from base 122 to 2476 and encodes 784 amino acids. Gene Ontology annotation, molecular function: RNA binding; identical protein binding. The transcript has a single exon. NCBI's taxonomy places the organism in Eukaryota, Viridiplantae, Streptophyta, Lycopodiopsida, Selaginellales, Selaginellaceae. Gene Ontology annotation, biological process: RNA modification. The record is from RefSeq and is a predicted model, not a curated record.
AUGAGCUUUCAUUAUAAUGGAAUCUUUCCUAUUUGGUCAAACAAAACAGCGCUUAAACAUUCUCGGCAUCUUUUAAAUAUUCCAGGGUUUUACUACCGUUAUGGCCAGUUAGGGUUCUAGCAUGCCCUGGCGGAAGGUCGUGCUCGUGCGCGGCGCCUCGAUCGUCUCUCGCGAUUUCAGCACCCGGCUCGCUCCAGGUAAGGCCAAGCGAUCCGGCAGGCACAGCACAUUCUUCGACAAUCGGCGCCAGCAGCAAGGCAAAUCGGCAUUGCCCGGCGGCCUCGACAAUGCGCUGGUGUGGAUCGACAGCCACCAGCAGGAGGAUUGCGCCCCGGCCUACGGGAAUCUACUGCGAGAUUGCGGCGAGCUUGCGGCGGGGAAGAAGAUCCACGAGCACGUCGUCAAGAACGGGUACUACGAGAAUGUCUACGUUGGGAACCAUCUGGUGCAAAUGUACUCCAAGUGUGGGAGCUUGGAGGACGCAAAGAAGGUCUUUGAUGGGAUGCGGAGGAGGGAUUCCAUCUCCUGGAGUAAGAUGAUCGCUGGAUACGUGAGGCACGGGCUCGCAAGAGAAGCGAUCAAGCUCUACAAGGCCAUGGCGAUCGAUCCAGACGGGUUUACGUUCUCGGCCGUGCUCAACGCCUGCUCGAGCUUGGGUCCGCGAGCUCUGGAAGUUGGCAAGGAGAUCCAUGCACACAUGAAGAGGAUCUGGCUCAAGCCGGAUGUUUUCGUGGACUCGGCUCUGGUGACGAUGUUCGCCAAGUGUGGGAGCUUGAAGGAGUCGAGGGAGGUGUUUGACGACUGCCGCUGGAAGGACGUGCUCUUCUGGAACAGCAUGAUCGUGGCGUACUCGCAGAGCGGCCAUCCCCGAGAAGCCAUCGAGCUGUUCAAGAGCAUGGGAUCGUCGUCGCCGCCGGUGGAGCCAAACGCGAUCACUUACACGACGGUGCUGGCUGCGUGCUCGGCUGUGGAGGAUCUGGAGCAGGGGAAGGAAGUCCACCGGCAGAUGGUGGACGCUGGCUUCCAGUUCGACGCCGCUGCUGAAAACUCCCUCGUCAACAUGUACGCAAAGUGUGGGAGCAUCACGGAAGCUCGCGAAGUCUUCGACGGGAUGAAGCAGCGGACAGUGGUCUCCUGGACUGGGAUCAUCAGCGCUUACGUCCGGAAGGGCCACCCUCGCGAGGCGCUGGAUCUCUACCGGAAGAUGGGGUCCGAGGGCGUGGAGCCGAAUGGGAUCACGUUUGCCAGCGUCCUCAGCGCGUGCUCCAGCUUGGGAGCUCUCGAAGAAGGCAAGGCCGUCCACGCACAGAUGAAAGCCGCGGGUUACAAACCGGACUUGGCGGUGGCGAACGCGCUGGUGAGCUUGUAUGGGAAGUGCGGCAGCGUCGACAGCGCCCGCAAAGUCUUCGACAGGAUGAAGAUCCGGAACGUGGUUUCCUGGACCGCGAUGAUCUCCGCCUACGCGCAUCACCGGCACAGCGAGGAGGCGAUCCAGCUCUACAAAGCCAUGGACGUGGCUCCCAACGCCGUCACCUUGGCCAGUGUCUUGAGCGCCUGCGCCAGCCUCGGCAAUGCGGAAGAAGGCCGGGCCGUCCACGAGAAGCUGGCUUCCACCACCACGGGCCUUGCGACGGACGAGGUGCUCCAGAACGCUCUGCUCAACAUGUACGCCAAGUGUGGUGACGGAGACGCGGCCAGGAAGAUCUUCGAUGCCAUGGCUGUGAAGGACGCGGUCUCCUGGAGCGCCAUGAUCUCGGCCUACGUCCAGCAAGGUGUCACCGACUUGAGCCUCGCGAAGUCUCUCCACUCGCAAGUAACCUCCGCCGGUUUCCACACUGACAGCGUCGUUCAGACGUCCCUCGUCAACCUCUACGCUCGGUGUGGGAGCUUGGGCGAUGCCAGGAGCGUGUUUGCCGAGAUGGAGGUGAGAGACACCAUGUCCUGGAGCACUCUCAUCGCCGCCUACACGCAGCACGGCCGGGGUGGCGAGGCCGUGGAGAUGUGCCGGAGCAUGGAGCUGGAAGGCGUCCAGGCCAGCAGCUUCAUCUACGGGACGGUCCUCACGGCGUGCUCGCAGGCGGGGCUGUUGGAGUCGGCGCGGCACUACUUCGGCUGCUUGACGAGGGACUGCGGCGCGCCAGCCAAGUUGGAGGACUACGUGUGCAUGGCGACGGUGCUGGGCCGGGCGGGCAGGCUGGCGGAGGCUGAGGAGCUCCUGGCGGUGAUGCCGUUCGAGGCCGAGUUCGUGGCGUGGAUGGGCUUGCUGGCGGCUUGCAAGGCACACAACGAUGUCGAGCGCGGGGCUCGUGUGGCCGAGGUGCUCUUCCGCCUGGAGCCGCUCAACGAGGCGCCGUAUGUGCUGCUGUCCAACAUUUACGUGGCGGCAGGGAGGCAGGAGGAGGCUGCUCGCGUCAGGAGGAAGAUGGGAGACGUGAUUGCGGCAGCGGGAUCUGGGGAAUCGAUUAUCGUAAGUUAAGCGAGCGGUGGCAUGCGUUUCACGUGUUGUCUCGAAUCUCGGCUGCGGCAGACACUGUCAAAGAUCUCGACGCUGGAAAACCUCUCUGUCUGUAUAGUAUAAUAUUUUUUUGCUGGGGGACUGUCCGGUCCAGUCCAGUCUAGUAACACGGGCUUGUUUUAUGCUCCAGGAAAACUUCGGUGUCAAACCUGGAAACUUUCAGUGUCAAUACACACAGUUUUAAUCGACAA